GCGGAGCGGCCGGCGGGACCGGGCUGAGGGGACGCGGCGGGGCCGGGCGGAGGAGAGAGAGCGCCGGGCCCCGGCACCCAGGUCCUGCAGAAGAAGAUGGUGUAAGGCCAAGUGCAGCUGCCACUUCCAGUCCUGGCGUGCCCAGACCUCAGGGAGAGAGGAACAUGGCAGCAGCUCAGGGAGCAGGAAGCAGCUCAGCCGGACCAUCCGGACUCCCCAGCUCAGCCCCAGGGCACAGCAGCAAUUCCACGGCAGUGGCGGUGUGGGAAUGGCAGGAUGAAUUUGGCAGGUGGAGGCCCUACCGAGGGAACGUCUGCAGCUACAUUGAGCAGGUUUUUCAGGCCUCUCAGCAGAAGGGCAGGCCUUCAGGAUCAAGGCCUGUCAGCAGCAUCCCUUUGGGACAUGCAGAUCCUGUCUUGGCCCCCUACGUCAUCGACAUCCAAACCUGGACGCAGUUCCGGCAGGAUACAGGGACCAUGCGGGCCGUUCGCAGGCACCUCUUCCCCGGGGACUCGGCUGCCGGGCAGGGCAUUGUCUGGGAGUGGCAGAAUGAUGAAAGGGGAUGGUCCCCCUAUGAGAUGAAGGUCUGUGUGUUUCUGGAGCAAGCCCAUGCCACAAAUCACCAGCAAGUAGAUCUCGGACCCUUGGGCUACAACUAUGAAGUUGACUUUGCUGCUCAAGUCCAGACCAACAAGACCACGAAGUUCCGCCGCAGCAUCCAGAGGCGUUUGGACACCCCGUACCCAGUGACAGCCUCCCUGGCAUCCCUUCACACAGGGGUGGCUUGUUCCUGCCAGCAGUGCUGGCUGAACAGUGGGACUGGUCCCAUCACCACACGCUACCGCCAUUCCAUGAUAAACUUUCCCAACUCUUCCACUACUCAUCAGGUUUCCGGGAGGACAGCGUCAGUAAGUUCUUCCAGCGUCGGCUUCGUGCCCUAUAACAAACCAACUUUGUCUGGAGCAAGGUCAACACCCAGACUCAAUGCACAGAGCACCUGGGCUUUGCCUCAAGCUGUGGGUCCCAGCACAGGACUGUCUGCAGCUAAUGGAGUCAGUGCCCUGAACCUCCCAGUCAAGAUGUCCAAGCCCAGCAAGGUGAACCAGGCCCUGGCAGGCAUGACGGCUAUUCUGAUGUCAGCCGCUGGACUCCCCGUGCACCUCACCCGUGUGCCUCAAGCUGCCAGCACCCGUAGAGCCACUAAAAAACACAGCUCAGUUAAGGAGGGGAGGAAAGUGCCCAAGAAAGCUACACCAACUGAUCCAGAAGCAGUGGUGAAGAAGUACCUGGAAGAGAUGAAGGGCACUCCUGCUGAUGAGGACUGUAUCAUCUGCAUGGAGAAGCUCUCCUCCCCCUCAGGCUACAGUGACACGUGCAAGAGCAGCAGCAUCAAGGCAGAGUCUGUGGGUCGCCUGACCAGCUGCCAACACUCCUUCCACAUGCUCUGCCUGCUGGCCAUGUAUUCCAACGGGAACCAGGAUGGGAGUUUGCAGUGUCCCUCUUGUAAAACCAUCUACGGGGUGAGAACAGGUACUCAGCCCAAAGGGAAGAUGGAAGUCUCCACUUUCCCCCAGUCCCUCCCUGGGCACCAGGACUGUGGGACCAUCCAGAUCGUGUAUCGCAUCAGCAGUGGCAUCCAGGGCCCUGAGCACCCCAACCCUGGGACACCAUACACAGCAAGAGGCUUUCCUCGCUAUUGUUACCUGCCAGACAAUGAGAAGGGCAGGAAGGUCCUGGAGCUCCUGAGGGUGGCCUGGAAGAGACGCCUGAUUUUCACCGUGGGCACCUCCAGCACCACCGGCGAGAGCAACACGGUGGUGUGGAACGAGAUCCACCACAAGACAGAGAUGGACACAAACCUGAGUGGCCAUGGCUACCCUGACCCCAACUAUCUGGACAAUGUGCUGGCAGAGCUGGCUGCUCAGGGUGUCACUGAGGACUGUCUGGGACAAUGAGCUGAGGUUGGGGCCUGGCUGUGCUGUGCACGGGUCAGGGGCCCACCUAGUGCACUUAUUCCUGUUGCCUUAAGUUCCUGUGUUUGACCACCUGUCACACUGAGCAAUAACACUGUUCUGUGGGA
Molecule: messenger RNA, 2080 nt
Organism: Apus apus (common swift)
Lineage: Eukaryota; Metazoa; Chordata; Aves; Apodiformes; Apodidae
Gene: DTX2
Product: deltex E3 ubiquitin ligase 2
Exons: 10
Coding region: 165-1955 (596 amino acids)
Biological process (GO): Notch signaling pathway; protein ubiquitination
Cellular component (GO): nucleoplasm
Molecular function (GO): zinc ion binding; ubiquitin protein ligase activity
Source: RefSeq, a predicted model, not a curated record